Fraxinus pennsylvanica is the source of this 381-nucleotide messenger RNA. Lineage: Eukaryota; Viridiplantae; Streptophyta; Magnoliopsida; Lamiales; Oleaceae. The record is from the annotation of a GenBank genome assembly.
AUGUCGUUUCAAUCUACAACAAACGUUGGUGUGGGAGAUGGAAAUGGAGGUGAAGACAUUAAACUUCCCAUUGGGUUUAGAUUCCGCCCCACUGAUGAAGAAGUGCUUCUUCACUACUUGAUAAGAAAGAUAUACUCUUUGCCAUUGCCGGCCACCGUCAUUACUCAACCUGAUGUUUCCAAAUUCACUCCCUGGGACUUACCUGGUGAUUUGAAGGAGAAGAGAUAUUUCUUCAGCAAGAGAAACAUGAAUGUAAUGAAUAAUCGCAGCAGUUUCAGUGCUAGCUGUGGUUACUGGAAACCCACUGGCCAAGACAGCCAAAUUGUGGCUCCUGGAACGAAUCGAGUAAUUGGAAUGAAGAAAUCCUUGGUCUUCUAUUAA